This is a messenger RNA of Sarcophilus harrisii (Tasmanian devil), 2878 nucleotides long. It is a transcript of the gene SERINC1, whose product is annotated as serine incorporator 1. Bases 116 to 1477 code for a protein of 453 amino acids. The record is from RefSeq and is a predicted model, not a curated record. NCBI's taxonomy places the organism in Eukaryota, Metazoa, Chordata, Mammalia, Dasyuromorphia, Dasyuridae. The transcript has 10 exons. Gene Ontology annotation, cellular component: membrane.
CGAAAGCGGGGGCGGGGCCUGGACCGGAAGUGCCUGGAAGAUGGUAAAUAAGCUGUGAGGAAAAAGAAUCUGGCUCCAUCUUUACAACGCCCGGAGCUCCUUCUAUCUCCUGGCGAUGGGGGGUGUCCUGGGACUGUGCUCCAUGGCGAGCUGGAUACCAUGUUUAUGUGGCAGUGCUCCAUGUCUGCUGUGCCGAUGCUGUCCCAGUGGGAAUAACUCUACAGUAACUAGGUUGAUUUAUGCAUUCUUUUUGCUUAUUGGUGUGGGAAUAUCCUGUGUGAUGCUGAUACCAGGAAUGGAAGAACAAUUAAAUAAGAUUCCUGGAUUUUGUGAUAGUGGGACAGGACUUGUGCCUUGUAAUGUGUUGGUUGGAUACAAAGCUGUAUACCGUUUGUGCUUUGGCAUGGCCAUGUUUUUCCUUUUGUUCUCCUUAUUGAUGAUCAAAGUGAAGAGUAGCAGUGAUCCUAGAGCUGCAGUGCACAAUGGAUUCUGGUUCUUUAAAUUUGCAGCAGCAGUGGCAAUAACUGUUGGAGCUUUCUUUAUCCCAGAAGGACCCUUUACUACUGUGUGGUUUUAUGUGGGCAUGGCAGGAGCCUUUUGUUUCAUCCUCAUCCAGCUGGUUUUACUUAUUGAUUUUGCCCACUCUUGGAAUGAAUCUUGGGUUGAAAAAAUGGAAGAAGGGAACUCAAGAUGUUGGUAUGCAGCUUUGUUAUCAGCCACAGCAAUGAAUUAUCUGCUGUCUUUAGUUGCCAUCGUCCUAUUCUUUGUCUACUAUACUCACCCAGAUGGUUGCUCAGAAAAUAAGGCCUUCAUCAGUGUCAACAUGCUUCUGUGCAUUGGAGCAUCUGUAAUGUCUAUUCUGCCCAAGAUCCAAGAGUCACAACCAAGAUCUGGUUUGUUGCAGUCUUCAGUAAUCACAAUCUACACGAUGUAUCUGACCUGGUCUGCCAUGACGAAUGAACCAGACAGACAAUGCAAUCCAAGUUUAUUAAGCAUAAUUGGCUAUAAUGUUACAACAAGCAUUCCAAAGCAAGGGGACUCUGUCCAGUGGUGGGAUGCUCAAGGAAUUGUGGGACUUAUGCUCUUUUUGUGUUGUGUGCUUUAUUCAAGCAUCCGGUCAUCCAACAAUAGUCAGGUUAAUAAGCUGACUUUGACUAGUGAUGAAUCAACACUGAUAGAAGAUGGUGUGGCCAGACAUGAUGGCUCACUUGAUGAUGGUGAUGAUGUUCACCGAGCAAUAGAUAAUGAAAGGGAUGGUGUUACUUACAGUUACUCCUUCUUUCAUUUCAUGCUUUUCUUGGCUUCACUUUAUAUCAUGAUGACCCUGACCAACUGGUACAGUUAUGAGCCUUCUCAUGAGAUGACCAGUAAAUGGACUUCAGUCUGGGUGAAAAUUUCUUCAAGCUGGAUUGGCAUUGUCCUUUAUGUUUGGACACUAGUGGCUCCACUCGUUCUUACAAAUCGUGAUUUUGACUGAACUGGAAUUCUGGCAUGAAAGUUCUUUUGUUUCUUGAUCAUUUGAAAUUGACAGUAUUCCAGACUUUGAUGUAAAUAUGUGUGUGUUAACAAGGUAGCCUACUUGAUAUUAGUCUGCAUGACAUAAAAUUGUGUCAUUUUCUGUUUUAUUUGUAUUUUCUUGCCAAGGUCACUGAUUUAUGUUGGAUUUAAUAGCAGUGAAAUAUAGUAUUGUGUGAGAUGGUAGGAAAAAUAGAUAAGGAAUAGGGGGAGAAAGUGAAAUAGAGUGAAAACCAAAAUGUUAGUAAUUAACACUUUAAAAGCAUGGUGGAAUUAAAAAGGUUUUUUUUUUUUUAUCAACUAUAUAAGCAAGUUAGGACUGCCUUUUAAUAAAUACCUGAUGACUUGAUUCAAAAACACACCUUAAUAAGAAAUUUGCUAUUCUGUAAUUCUUUAAAACAUGUUAUAUAGACAUUUUUGUGACAGCUGAUAUCUACCCAGUUUUUCCAUGAUUUCAAGAAAUGUGAUUAAUCACUUAAGAGGAAAUGUUUUGGGUUACACAGCAUGGAAAAUUUAAUCAAUAGUGCCUAAAUAAAUUUAAGUUUUCCUAAGGUGGGAAGAUUUUGGUAGGCAGGUACUACUUUUGCUAGUUACUUUUCCAUAGUGUUUAGCACAGUGGUAUAGAGUGAGAAUUCAUUUAGUAACAGAUUAUCUCCUUCCCUCUAACCUGAGAUAAAAAACUGUUACAUGUAGGUAGAACUUUUAUUAAUUUUUCAAAAAGUAAACUUGGAAUUUUGAAAAGACGAAUCAUGGCUUAUAUACGAAAGAUUUUGGAAGUCAGUUUAAAGGGGAAAAAAAAUAAAGUAGAUUUUUGUCCCAGGUCCAUUUAAACCUGGAAUGUUUGAGAUCUUAGAGAUGUAAAGUAACUUGUCCCAAGGUUAGAACCAGGAUUCCUGGCUAGUUAGAUGUAUUUGCCAUUGUACCAGAGUGGCACCAAAAAUUAUUCUGCAAAAUACAUAAUGUGUGUUGUACUUGAUUUAUUCUUGUGGCUGGUGCCUAGCAUGUCUACGGUUAACGGCAACAUUAUUUUAACUCAGUGCUGAAAGAAUGAACCCUGGCUUAAAGUUUGUUGUGCAGUUUUAAAAGUAUUAUUAAAUGCUUUUUGUAUUUGCUGCUGUGUAAUUGAAAUACAUGGGCUUUAUUUAAACUUGUUUGCUCCAUCUCAAAUUGAUCACUGAUUAUGAACCUAGAAAAAUACUUAAGCACUUGUUUUUGUAUGAUGUAAUUAUUGCUCUUUAUCUGUGUGACAUUAAAUGGCUAUGAAUGCAGGUGGAGUAUAGUAAAGCAACAAUUGUUAUCCUCCAACCUUAUAUUUGGAGAUUCUAAAUCUCUUGUGUUAAUAAAUUCACAAACCUUCAGCAUC